Messenger RNA from Arachis ipaensis, 870 nucleotides. Its product is annotated as zinc finger BED domain-containing protein RICESLEEPER 2-like. The record is from RefSeq and is a predicted model, not a curated record. Gene Ontology annotation, molecular function: protein dimerization activity. NCBI's taxonomy places the organism in Eukaryota, Viridiplantae, Streptophyta, Magnoliopsida, Fabales, Fabaceae.
AUGAAAAUAUGUGGUGAUGCAGUGCAUAAGAUUAGAGAUUCUAUUAAGUAUCUGAGAAAAUCUGAAAGUCGAAUGGUUAAGUUUAAAGAAUAUUUUCAAGAUAUUGAGGGACUUGAGUAUACAACUGCAUUAUGUUUAGAUGUUCCUACUAGGUGGAAUUCACUUUAUGCAAUGCUUGCAAGUGCUAUUCCAUAUAAGAAAGCUUUUGAAAUGUAUAAAGUAAAAGAAGCUGGAUUUAGGGAAUAUUGUCCUUCAUCAGAUGAAUGGAGAAGAACUGAAAAGAUAUUUCUUGAUCCUAGAUUUAAACUCAACACUUUGGUUCAUUGCUAUAAUGAGAUUGAUCCUAUUAGUGCUAAAGACAAAGUGGAGCAUGUGAAGAGUAAGUUAUACAAGCUCUUUGAGGUUUAUGACCACAAUUUCUCUACAACUGUAGAGAGUUCUUCCCAAAUUCCAAGUAAUUUUUCUCAAGCAACAUCUUCUGCAAUUGGAACUCAGCUUAUUAAAAUUGUUGGUGUAAAUUUGAUGUCCCGUAAUCAAGAAGCUGAAGUGAAAAGUGGAAAGAACCAACUUGAUAUUUAUUUGAGUGAGGCAACAUUAUUUUGCAAUGAUGCAAUCAUAGAUGUUUUGCAAUGGUGGAAAGACAACCAUCAUCGUUUUCCAACACUAUCACUAAUGGCACGAGAUUUGUUGAGCAUUCCUAUUACUACCGUGGCUUCAGAAUCUGCAUUUAGCAUGGGUUCUCAUAUUUUGAAUAAGUAUAGAAGUCAUUUGUUGCCAGAUAAUGUUGAAGCGGUGAUUUGCACCAGAAAUUGGAUAUGUGGAUAUGAUGAUUAUGGUAUAAUUAUAUUUAUGACAUACAUACUUGAGUGA